Messenger RNA from Strongyloides ratti, 2019 nucleotides. Its product is annotated as Protein MCM10 homolog. Lineage: Eukaryota; Metazoa; Nematoda; Chromadorea; Rhabditida; Strongyloididae. Gene Ontology annotation, biological process: DNA replication; DNA replication initiation. The transcript has 5 exons. Gene Ontology annotation, molecular function: single-stranded DNA binding; DNA replication origin binding. Bases 1 to 2019 code for a protein of 672 amino acids. Gene Ontology annotation, cellular component: replication fork protection complex; nucleus. The record is from RefSeq and is a predicted model, not a curated record.
AUGGAUGGAGUAAAUAGUUCAAAUGGUGAAUGUAGAGGAAUUGAAAAUCAAGAUACUAAUAUACAGGAAACUAAAAUUCUUACUCCAAUAAAAAAAGAAAAUGAAAAGUUAUCUAGGAAAAGGAGACAUUCUUCAUGUGAUAAUAGUACAAUAAAAAAAAUAAGAAAGAAACAAGUAGAGGAACAAGAAAAAGAAGUCAAGCCUAAUACUAAUGAAGCGUUUGAAGAUUUAAUGACGACUUUUGCCGAUGAUUUUACUGAUGAUGACAAGGAUUUACCAUUGGAAACUGUUGAUGAAAAUAAGAAAAUCAAACCAAAUACUGAUGAAGCAUUUGAAGAUUUAAUGUCUACAUUUGCUGAAGAUUUAGAAGGUAAAAAAAAAGAAGCACCAAAUUUUUGUGAUAGUAAGGUGAAUAAUAAAGUUGAAAACAAAAAAACAUUAGAAGAAAAGAAAAAAGAAAUGGUUCGAAAUAUGAAGAAAGCUUCAGAACCAGACUUUCCAUCUUAUGAUCCAUUUUUUGGUAUUCGUAUAAAAUCUCCCAAAAUAGAAAAUUCAAUUUUUGAAGUUAUAGCAAAAGAUAUGCAUAAGGUAUUAGUUAAGGACAUCAAAAAAACAAAUGGACAUUGUAAUGAGGAUUAUGUAACAAUGGGAGUAAUAAUUGAAAAAAGUGAGUGUAAAGUAAGUGGUCAGGGUAAAAAUUAUGUAAUGUGGAAAAUUAAUGGUUUUCGACAUCUUCAUGAAUCAUCAGUAAAAGUUUUGUUAUUUGGAGAUUGUUUUAAAAGUCAUUGGAAAUUACAACAAGGUAUGACGGUUGCAAUUGUCAAACCAACUCUUGGUAAUGAUGAUAAAGGAAAAGAUAAUUUGACAACAUUAAUGUUAACAAAAGAUACUCAAGUUAUUGAAUUAGGUUUUUGUAUUGAUUUUGGUAUUUGUAAAUCUAUGAGAACAGAUGGUAAACCAUGUUCAAAUGUUGUAAAUACCAUGAAUUCACUUUUUUGUGCCUAUCAUUUAGAAAAAAAUGCACAAACAAUUGCUUCAAGAAGGGGUACAUUUAAUUCAAUGUAUUCACAACCUAAUGUUAAGAUUCAAAAACAAAAAUUGAAUAAUUGUCAUGCAUCACCGAUAAAAAAAAUUUCAAGUACAUUUUCUACCUCUAUAUGCCCUGUUCGAAAAAUUAAUGGUCAAUUACCAAAUAAAGAUAAUAUACAUUUAUUAAAAGAACACCAAAAACAAGACAUACUUAAGAAUGCUUUAAAGUCUGCCUCUUGUAGUCUUAAUGCUAGAGCUAUACUUAAGAAACAAAAAGAAAAAGAAGAGGGAGGAAUUAAUGCUACGGGUAAAAAGAAAAAAGAUAAUGUAGAAAUUUUUAUUUCAAAAUUACGUGAAGAUGAAACAAAAAGAAAAAAUGAAGCUAUGAAUAGACCAAUGAUAGGGCGUUCUUUUAAGGCUCAAUUAAUAGCAUUAAUGAAUGCUGAUAAAGAAAAAGAAAAAGAAAGUAGAAAAAGGCCUUCUACAACUAACAUAAGUACUUCAAAACCAAAAACUUCACGUCCAACAUUAUUAAGUGGAAAAGAUUUUUCAAAUGAUGAAAUACGCCUUAUGCUUAAUAAAAAAUUACUACAUGAGGAUGAAGUAAAGGCUAUUGAAAAAGAAAAGGAAGAGAGAUAUUUCAGUAUUAUGGAGUCAAGAGAAAAAAUUGAAGAAGCAGCAACUUCAUUGAUGGAGAUUAAAAAUGUCAGAAUAUUUACAUGUACUAUUUGUAAAAUAAAAUAUCAUAAAAAAAAUCCCAUUUGUAUUGAAAAAAAACAUUUUAUAAAAGAAGAAAUGGGUACAAGAAGAUUUUUUAAAUGUAAUGAUUGUUGUAGACGUUGCAUAACAUAUUUUGUCUAUCCAAGAACAUUUUGUGCCAAUUGUAAAGGUAGAAAUUUUGUCAGAGUUGGUAUGAAAGAUGAAAGGGUUGUAAAAGAUAGGGAGGAGUUACUUGUACGUGGUAAAGAGGAAAAAUUUAUCAAUAGGUAA